Molecule: messenger RNA, 2143 nt
Organism: Hyla sarda
Lineage: Eukaryota; Metazoa; Chordata; Amphibia; Anura; Hylidae
Product: ADP-ribosylation factor-like protein 8B-A
Exons: 7
Coding region: 141-701 (186 amino acids)
Biological process (GO): anterograde axonal transport; protein transport
Cellular component (GO): lysosomal membrane
Molecular function (GO): GTPase activity; GTP binding
Source: RefSeq, a predicted model, not a curated record
GUGACGUCACGCUUGUCAUAUGAUUCGCGGCCGCUCAGCACUGUGCAGUAGCCGUCGGGUUCCGGGAGUCGGAGCGGCCGAGUCCAGCUGACCUCACCAGUUACCCGCACAGUCCUACCUCCGCGUCCCACGGCGGCACCAUGCUGGCCCUUAUCAACAAGCUGCUCGACUGGUUCAAGUCCCUCUUCUGGAAGGAGGAGAUGGAGCUGACGCUGGUCGGGCUGCAGUACUCCGGGAAGACCACCUUCGUUAACGUUAUUGCGUCCGGCCAGUUCACGGAAGACAUGAUUCCUACUGUGGGUUUCAAUAUGAGGAAAGUGACUAAAGGCAAUGUGACCAUAAAGGUUUGGGACAUUGGAGGUCAGCCAAGAUUUCGCAGUAUGUGGGAGCGCUACUGUAGAGGUGUUAAUGCAGUUGUGUACAUGGUAGAUGCAGCAGACUUGGAUAAAGUGGAAGCAUCAAAAUAUGAAUUGCACAACUUGCUUGACAAACCACAGUUACAUGGCAUCCCUGUUUUAGUACUUGGAAACAAGCGAGACCUUGCAGGAGCACUGGAUGAGAAACAACUUAUUGAAAAACUAAACCUUUCAGCAAUUCAAGAUCGAGAAAUCUGUUGUUACUCUAUUUCUUGUAAAGAGAAAGAUAAUAUAGACAUCACAUUGCAGUGGCUUAUUCAGCAUUCAAAGUCCAGACAUUACUGAAGUUCCACCACCAAACUAUCUUUCCCAAUAUCUUUUCCAUUCUGCUGGUUAUAUAGCGGCAGAAGAAAAUAUCAAGACAGCUGCUAACUGGAAUUCACACAUCUUAUGGAGCAGUGUAUGCAACGUUCAACUGCUGGAUUUUGAUGCUUUGUUUUCGUUCCUCUUUACAUAAAUGGAAAUGUGGUUUAUUGAUCUUUUUUAUAGUCUGCAUUUCUAACCCUUUUAGCACUUGCGUAUAGGACAUAUGUAGAAUUCCCUUUCGGUAGCAUUCAAUGCACAUUUAAAUUUAGCCAUAUGCACUUUGCGGAUGAUAAAACAGCCCUUAUGUAAUAUGGGUUAACACAGAAGUGCAUUUUCCUGCCACUGCAAACUCAAUUUACCUUUUGUGCAGUUACUGCUCGAUUACAUUCAUGAAUACUGGAUUUAUGUAUUGCAUAUAUAUAAGCUACAUGUGCUUCAACUUACCAAAUCCACAUAUAUCUAUCUUUGUAGUAAAAAAACUAAACGAAAACCGAUGAGAUGAACAUGAAUGUGUACGUAUUUGCCUUGGAUAAUUUUUAAUUAUGUUGCUGUAAAUAUUACUAGAACUCAUCAGGGUUGCCUUAAAUAUAUUAUGCAUAAUGGUGUGUGUCUGCCAAAGGUAUUUUCUUAACGUGUUCAAUCAUUGUUGGUAAUUCUAUAGUAAGUUUACAGCCUACUUGGUAUCUUUCCAAUGAAAAGUUCACAUUUCUUUAAUGAAAUGUAAAAAUAGAAAAACAGUCUUGCGUAUGAAAUGAAUUGUAUACUUUUUAUACCAUAUGCAAAUUUUCCAAGUAUUUUCUUCCUUUCUAAUUUCAUAGCUAUAUACUUAAAAAGCUCUUAUUCUUGCCUGUUUUCUUUCACUACCUAAAAUGUUUUCUUUUGGUAUUUUUUGGUUUUGGGGCUUUUUCUUAUUUUUUAUUUUUUUAUUUUUUUCCCCCCAUUUUUUUAUUAAUGGAAAUGACUCCCCGCUAUUUGCAGGUAUUUCCUGCAGAGUGUGGUAAAUUGUGAUGUAAACCUGUAUGGGACUACACAAGGUGACACACAUGUUGGCUCAGCAGACAUGCCACCAGUAUGGAAUAAGCACUUUAGGAGGACAAUGUCCCUUGUCUACUCCAUUGCUCUCCAGGCAGCAGUUAAUACCCACCCUGGAAAUAAAUACAAGACAGUGCAUUCUUUUAUUAUUUGUGGUAUUGCUGUAGUUGUACAAUAUGUGAAUGUAGUGAAAAUGAUUGUCUGUGCCUAUACUCGCUGCUCUGUAACAAGCUGCCCGAAGGCACGAAACUCAGCUCUAUUAUACCAUGGUAAUAAAUUAUGAAGGAUCUUUAUUAAGUAUUGAUGUUUGUCCAUGCAUGUCAACAUCUAUCAAUUGUUACAUUUGGAUGAACUUUGUUUCAAUAAAAAGGUGGAGAGAUUUUCUGUGA